Messenger RNA from Talpa occidentalis (Iberian mole), 3619 nucleotides. It is a transcript of the gene GABRG2, whose product is annotated as gamma-aminobutyric acid type A receptor subunit gamma2. Gene Ontology annotation, biological process: signal transduction; gamma-aminobutyric acid signaling pathway; synaptic transmission, GABAergic. The transcript is spliced from 9 exons. Gene Ontology annotation, cellular component: dendrite membrane; postsynapse; neuron projection. The record is from RefSeq and is a predicted model, not a curated record. The coding region runs from base 220 to 1623 and encodes 467 amino acids. Gene Ontology annotation, molecular function: benzodiazepine receptor activity; inhibitory extracellular ligand-gated monoatomic ion channel activity; transmitter-gated monoatomic ion channel activity involved in regulation of postsynaptic membrane potential. Lineage: Eukaryota; Metazoa; Chordata; Mammalia; Eulipotyphla; Talpidae.
CUGGCGCUUUGAUGGUAUCUGUGAGCGUUUGUGCUGAUCUUAUUUCUGCUCCCUAAAUAUUAAUUCCCGAAACUGGUAGCAGUACAUCUCGGUGAGGGACCUACUAGAGGCAGGUGGGGGAGGCACCAUCAGAUCAUAAGCAUAAUAAUACAAAGGGGAGGGAUUUUUCAGCUACCCAGAGGCAAGACGGGAGAGGGAGGAAGGGAAAAAAAAAAAGCGAUGAGUUCGCCAAAUAGAUGGAGCACAGGAAGCUCAGUCUACUCGACUCCUGUAUUUUCACAGAAAAUGACGGUGUGGAUCUUGCUCCUGCUAGCGCUCUACCCCGGCCUCACUAGCCAAAAAUCCGAUGAUGACUAUGAAGAUUAUGCUUCUAACAAGACAUGGGUCUUGACUCCAAAAGUUCCUGAGGGUGAUGUCACAGUCAUCUUAAACAACCUUCUAGAAGGAUAUGACAACAAACUUCGACCUGAUAUAGGAGUGAAACCGACCUUAAUUCACACAGAUAUGUAUGUCAAUAGCAUUGGUCCAGUGAACGCUAUCAAUAUGGAAUAUACGAUUGAUAUUUUUUUUGCCCAAACAUGGUAUGACAGACGUCUGAAAUUUAAUAGCACCAUUAAAGUCCUCAGAUUGAACAGCAACAUGGUGGGGAAAAUCUGGAUUCCAGACACUUUCUUCAGGAAUUCCAAGAAGGCUGAUGCCCACUGGAUAACCACCCCCAACAGGAUGCUGCGAAUCUGGAAUGAUGGUCGUGUGCUGUACACCUUAAGGUUGACAAUUGAUGCUGAGUGCCAGUUACAGUUGCACAAUUUCCCAAUGGAUGAACACUCCUGCCCCUUGGAGUUCUCCAGUUAUGGCUAUCCACGUGAAGAAAUUGUCUAUCAGUGGAAGCGAAGUUCUGUUGAGGUGGGAGACACAAGAUCUUGGAGGCUUUAUCAAUUUUCAUUUGUUGGACUGAGAAAUACCACUGAAGUAGUGAAGACAACUUCAGGAGAUUAUGUGGUUAUGUCUGUCUACUUUGACCUGAGCAGAAGAAUGGGAUACUUUACCAUCCAGACCUACAUCCCCUGUACGCUCAUUGUUGUCCUGUCCUGGGUGUCUUUCUGGAUCAAUAAGGAUGCUGUUCCAGCCAGAACUUCUUUAGGUAUCACCACCGUGCUGACAAUGACCACCCUUAGCACCAUCGCCCGGAAGUCGCUCCCCAAGGUGUCCUAUGUCACAGCGAUGGAUCUCUUUGUAUCAGUUUGUUUCAUCUUUGUCUUCUCUGCUCUGGUGGAGUAUGGCACCCUGCAUUACUUUGUCAGCAACCGGAAACCCAGCAAGGACAAAGACAAAAAGAAGAAAAACCCUGCCCCAACCAUUGAUAUCCGCCCAAGAUCAGCCACCAUUCAAAUGAACAAUGCCACACACCUUCAAGAGCGAGAUGAAGAAUACGGGUACGAGUGUCUUGACGGCAAGGACUGUGCCAGUUUCUUCUGCUGUUUUGAAGAUUGCAGAACAGGAGCCUGGAGACAUGGGAGGAUACAUAUCCGCAUUGCCAAAAUGGACUCAUAUGCACGUAUCUUCUUCCCCACUGCCUUCUGCUUGUUCAAUCUGGUUUACUGGGUUUCCUACCUUUACCUGUGAAAAGGUAUGGGUUUCAUCAAUAUAUGGGGGUCUUAUUCGCUAAAUCUUAUAGAGAGUGAUGUCCUUUCUAAGUCCACUGAAUUCAUCCUCUUUGUAGUUUCUAAUGAUCAGAAUCUGUUUCUAUGUUCUAACAUGGUAAAGUGUAAUAAUGUCUUACUGUUUGUGCCCGACUCUCCGGUGGGAAGUAUAAUUUGAACUGUAAUGUUUGCUGUGUUUCAAACCUGCAAGGUGAAGCUAAAUUAGAGCAAGAACAUUGAAACUAAACAAGAUAUUAUCUCAAUUGCUGUAGCUGAAAACAGCCAUGACUGUUUAUAGUGGUGGCGUCCUUACUCAAUUCAAAAUACAAUUAGAUGCAAAAGAUCUGAAACUAUAUCUUAUGUUCAUUUGGAGUCAGAUUGUGGUAACUUUGCUCCCAAUAGGCUAUCUCCCUCAUUUGAGAAAAAUCACAGCUCACUUUCACUAUAAGAGGCUAGUCUAGAAAUCGACUACACCUAUAUAUAACCCAAGAAAAUUUCCUCCACACCACAUGUACAAUGAUGUAAAUAUUCCAUAACGUAGAAUGCUUCAAGUUUAAUGCAUGCAUCUCCUUAGAGCCAAAAUAAAUGGAUUGGCGUUAACAUCAUAAAGUAUUGUCUGUUAUUCUGUGUCUUUGGACUACAAAAGAAUCAUGACUGCGAUUAUAAGGAUCUGGGUUUGGAACUGGAGAGAGGAAGUUCCUCUAUUUUCUUCCUCAUGCACGAUGAUUAAAACAGCAUUUUUUCCUUUGUAUGACAUAUUCAAACACUAUAGACUGAAUAAUUGACACUUGCCACCUCUAAAUAUGCCCAGUUUCAUUGAAUAUAAAGUAACUAUAUGUGCUUGCUGCUGUUUUUUCUUCCUUUUAGGAUAGAGCAUAACAGAACUUUCUCUCCAUCACAAGAUCUGCUUUUAGUGCUUGUGAGUGCCUUGUGGGCAGAACAAUUGUUUUUUCCUGGAUGGGUCCUCAGCACCUUAGAUAGUGCCUAGCACAUAGCUGGUGCUCAAUAAAUAGGGUUUGAAGUAAAAUGGCUUCAUAUUUUUCUGAUGACUGUUUCUGCACUGGUCUGGAACCAGUUAGUCAUCUUUUCCCAUAAGCAUUGUUAAGUAAUAUUUGAUCUUGCAGGAAAAAAAAAAGGAUCCAAAGAACUUUGGAUAUUUAUGUUCAUUAUCAAAAACUUGUCUGAGCCAUAGUCUCUCCUCCUUUUAAAAUAAUAGUCAUGUCCUACAUUUGUAUACAGAAAUGGUCUGCCAAGGCACAGAGUUUGUGCAUUAUUUUUCCAGGUUUGGGACCGAGUGAGCCCUGAACCAUACACGAUUCUGAUUGAGGACAUAUGACAGACUUAAAGUAGGAUUCAUACCAGACUGGCAUUCAAAAUGUAGUAUUCUGUGUUCUGUGGGGGAAAAAAUGCACCGAAGAAAAAAAUCACUUACAAGGAAGUUGAGCCUAUGACUGUGGCCUCAUUCACCUUUACUGUAAUCACAUAAAGUGGUCAUCCCAGACUUCAAAUACGAUGAGUUGAGCUCCAUCUUCAUGUACUCAUCCUGAAUCCUUAUUUUUCUGAAAUAUCAUCACUUGUCUAUACUUCUGUAUGGCAAUCAUUGCUCCAGUUAGAAUUCAGUCAUAGUUCGUGUAACUUUAUAGAUAACCUGAAAAAAAAAAAAGUAGUAAAGAAGAGAGAAUUGCUUUGAUAAUAGAAAAACAUGUAAAGUCAUCAUCAAGUCAUCUGGGUAAAUCUUGAAAACACAUUUAGCUGCCAAUUUUACAAACCUUUAAUAUAUCAGUGCUCUAGUAUAUAACCUCAAACACAUGUAAAUAGAAUUAUUUUCUUGUUUUGAAAUGUUAAUAUAAUAAAUGUUGACUCUUUGGGAGAGUUGAUGGCAAAUUUUCACUGGUGAGAAACAUGUUACUAUUGUCAACUUGAAAUGUACUCCUUAAUGGGGACACCCCAAAAAGCUAGCUUUCCAAUGUGUGCAUAGU